AAAACGCAACUUCUUCUGGUGCGACCGGAGGGCGCAAAAGUAGCAGUUCUCCGACCCUGAAGCGCACAUCCAUCCCCGACACCGGCGGCACCCCGAAACCAGCUUCACUGAGCGGGAAAUAAAGAGUUUCUUAUCAUCUCCCGGUGACUCUUCCAGCCAUGGACGCAUCUCGACUCGUUACGCUAUAUCUGGGCCUGCUCCUUACUUUCCUUGGGAAUAUACCGUGUUUCCAGUCUGCUGCUAUCAUCUCUCCCUCUGCGCCGCGGAGGAACCGGGGAGCCCGGAUCUCUCAUCGGGACGGACACAGGUCAUCCAAGAUCCUAAAAGACAUCCUCGCGUCCACGCACCCUGUCGUGGGCCAUCCCAAAGAAGACCCAAAGGACGCUAUUGUGCCGCAUGAAUACAUGCUCUCCAUAUACAGGACAUACUCGGCUGCAGAGAAGCUCGGACUAAACGCAAGCUUCUUCCGCUCCUCUAAAUCUGCCAACACAAUAACAAGUUUUGUGGACAGAGGAACAGACGAUCUUUUGCACUCUCCUCUGCGAAGACAAAAGUAUCUGUUUGAUGUCUCAACCCUUUCAGACAAAGAGGAGCUGGUCGGGGCGGAAUUAAGGAUAUUUCGGAGAGCGCCCGGGAACCUGCAGACUUCCCUGCAGACGACGGGCCUCUACGACAUCCAGCUCUACCCGUGCAGCUCGGACAGACUGCUGGACUCCAGGUCUCUGGACCCGCUGGACUCCACCAAGGCCGGCUGGGAAGUUUUGGACGCGUGGGACAUGUUCAAAGCGAACCAGCAUCAUUACCACCACCCCCACCCCCACCCCCACCAUCAUCAGCACCAGCAUCAGCAUCACUUCCAGCAGGGGAACCAGCUCUGCUUCCAGCUCCGCGUCACCCUCCGCAAGUCAGACACCGAGGUGGACCUGAGGCAGCUGGGGCUGGACAGGAGCGGCCGGUCCCAGCAGGAGAAGGCCAUCCUGGUGGCCUACACGCGCUCCAAGAAGAGGGAGAACCUGUUCAACGAGAUGAAGGAGAAGAUCAAGUCGCGGAGGUCGGUCGGGGAGAAGGAGGAGGCGGCGGCGGCGGCGGAGGAGGAGGAGGAGGGGGUGUCUGAGGGGGUCAAAGGGGAGGGGCCCCGGCGGCGGCGGAGGACCGCGCUGAGCAACCGGCACGGCAAGAGGCACGGGAAGAAGUCCAAAUCCAGGUGCAGCAAAAAGGCGCUGCACGUGAACUUCAAGGAGCUGGGCUGGGACGACUGGAUCAUCGCGCCUCUGGAUUACGAGGCGUACCACUGCGAGGGGGUGUGCGACUUCCCCCUGAGGUCGCACCUGGAGCCGACCAACCACGCCAUCAUACAGACGCUCAUGAACUCCAUGGACCCCAACAGCACCCCGCCCAGCUGCUGCGUCCCCACCAAGCUCAGCCCCAUCAGCAUCCUGUACAUAGACUCGGGCAAUAACGUGGUGUACAAACAGUACGAGGACAUGGUGGUGGAGCAGUGUGGGUGCAGGUAGCGGUCCGUAUGCAUUAACGGGGAGAAGAAGAAAAAAAACAACAACAACACAAACUUUAAAAGACAGGAAAAAUCAAAGAUAAGUCUCGAUGGGUUCAGGUUGAAGAUAGAAAGACCCUCGCAAGGUCUGACAUUCUUUUGACCCGUGACGCGCCUCGUCUUUAUUCAAAAAGGGAUGCACACACAAAAGGCGAUACCUGCUAUUUAUUCAGACUAUACAGUCACAACAAUCCACGCUCUCUGCCUUAACGUGUUACGCCUUCAUUCCCAUCCACGCAACAAGUCAUCGCCCAUCAAACAGGCUUCUGUUCCCCCCAGAGAGCGAUGGGAUGGCUGCGAGGCGACAUGGGAGCCCCAUUGAGUCCCACAGUGCACCUGUUCGUGCCGAGGCCAGAGGACAGUGGGGCUUUUUUUUUUUUUUUUUUUGCCCGUCAGCGCUUUGUUGCCGCUCGGCCGUGUGAUCCUGCCAGCCAGGCCGGACUCUUUUGGGUAUGUGCAUCCAGGCCGCAAUUGCCACCGUCCAGCUGGAGUCAUUACAGGCCAGAGCUAGUGCUUGUUUUCCAAAUUAAGAGGGGUGGGGGGGGGCAGAAUGUCUAAUCUACCAAACACACACACACACGCACAAACACAGACUGGUCUGAGGAGAGGAGAUAAGAUGGUGGUGGUAAUGCCUUCAAGAGAUUUUUU
This is a messenger RNA of Anoplopoma fimbria (sablefish), 2200 nucleotides long. It is a transcript of the gene gdf6a, whose product is annotated as growth differentiation factor 6a. The record is from RefSeq and is a predicted model, not a curated record. Gene Ontology annotation, biological process: SMAD protein signal transduction; BMP signaling pathway. Gene Ontology annotation, cellular component: extracellular region. NCBI's taxonomy places the organism in Eukaryota, Metazoa, Chordata, Actinopteri, Perciformes, Anoplopomatidae. Gene Ontology annotation, molecular function: cytokine activity; growth factor activity.